UUCUACUCAUUGAGACAAAACGGAUACAUUAGGUUUAUCAUGAGAAAUUUACAUAAUGUGCACCCUAUUUGGAUUUAUAUGCUUAAACUUUGAAAAUAAUUUGUUGUGAGACAACUUGUUUGUAUAAUCUUGUUUCGGUGGCAGAAUUUUAAACUCAGCAUGACUAAAAUACGGGCGUCAAAGCUACGUAAUAAACCAGAGCCUGAACUACAGAAGCAACUUGGAGAGCUUAAGACGGAACUUGGCAAUCUUCGUUUGUAUCGGGUAACGAGAGGCGCAUCCUAUCAUGGAAAAUUGAAGAAAAUCCGGACACUAAGAAAGUCCAUUGCCCGUGUAUAUACAGUUAUUCAUCAAGCGCAAAAACUUCGCCAACGUGAAGCUUAUCGUUCCAAGAAAUACGUUCCCAAAGAUUUGAGACCAAAGAAGACCAGAGCAAUACGCAGAAGACUUAGUAAGAAAGAGCAGUCAAUUCAUUCUGCGCGUUCAAUGCGCAAGGCACGUGCCUUCCCUCCACGUGUAUUUGCUGUUAAGUGCUAAGUAAUAAAAGUUUUGGUCAAAAUCGGAUCAUAAAAGUGCUGUUUGAUUUUACCUAAGUUCCUUAUAUCCUGGACGCUAAAUUCGUUAUCAUAAACGCUGUUGUAGUUUGCUAUGUGUCGGCUGCAUAUAAACUUGUACUGACUUGUUAUAUCUAUGCUCAUAAGUACCAUCCCUUACAUAUAUAUAUAUAUAUAUAUAU
Molecule: messenger RNA, 736 nt
Organism: Schistosoma bovis
Lineage: Eukaryota; Metazoa; Platyhelminthes; Trematoda; Strigeidida; Schistosomatidae
Source: the annotation of a GenBank genome assembly